UGCAGAAGCAUUUCAGAAACUGUCUCCCACACCCGAGAGCUCUUCCCAGCCCCUUUCCUCCCCGCUCCCUCCCCCUCCUUCCCUGCAGUUUCCAUACUUAAUUACAUUUAUUUCGGAAUUACUAGGCAACCCACCUCCAGAUGUGCAGCUUAAAGGUGAGACGCGUGUGCUGGGAUCUUCACAUCCCGCACCGCACACCGUCAUGUGAUAGUGGGAGAAUAAGGUGGAGUUCAGCUUUAAGGGGGACGCCUCCUGCUCCGCUCACCCAAUCUUCGGAAUCCGUGGUGGGCAAACGCCAGCGGGUCUGUCCUUCUUUUGCCUUUCGCUUCCCAAGUCAGCCGUCUCUUAUCCUCUCGCUUCAGCACUUAGGAUGGUGCUUGGAAGAAAGGAAGAAUGCAGGAAACUAUUCCAUUCAGAAUGUCUCCAAGGAGGCUUCUGGACUCGUGCACUUUGAGGAUGAAGACUGUCGUGUGCCUUUGGCGAUGGUGUUCACCUUGGCUCUGGCUUACGGGGCUGUCAUCCUUCUGGGCAUCUCUGGGAACCUGGCCUUGAUCAUCAUCAUCUUAAAACAAAAGGAGAUGCGCAAUGUGACCAACAUCCUCAUUGUCAACCUUUCCUUUUCGGACCUCCUCAUCACCAUCAUGUGUCUUCCCUUCACCUUUGUCUACACCUUAAUGGACCACUGGGUCUUUGGCGAGGCCAUGUGCAAGCUGAACCCUUUUGUGCAGUGUGUCUCCAUCACAGUCUCGGUUUUCUCUUUGGUCCUCAUUGCUAUUGAGCGCCACCAGCUGAUUAUCAACCCUCGUGGCUGGAGGCCAAACAACAGACAUGCCUACAUAGGGAUUGCAGCAAUCUGGACUAUAGCGGUGGCUUCAUCUUUGCCUUUUCUGGUGUAUCACAUACUGACCGACGAACCUUUCACCAAUCUAACGAUAGAGGAAUACAAAGGGAAGUACGUGUGCUUGGAUUCCUUUCCACUGGAGACAAUCAGACUCUCGUAUACCACAGCUCUCUUGGUGAUACAGUACUUGGGACCCCUUUGCUUUAUAUUUAUUUGCUACUUAAAGAUAUACAUGCGCUUAAAAAGGAGGAGCAACAUGAUGGAUAAGAUGAGAGACAAUAAAUACCGAUCCACUGAAACGAAAAGGAUCAACAUCAUGCUCAUCUCGAUUGUGGUGGCCUUCGCGGUGUGCUGGCUCCCUCUGACCGUUUUUAACACAGUCUUUGACUGGAACCAUGAAAUUCUACCUGUUGCUUCUUGCAGCCACAAUUUGCUGUUCCUGAUCUGUCACCUCACGGCUAUGAUCUCUACCUGCGUGAACCCCAUUUUUUAUGGGUUCCUCAACAAGAACUUCCAGAGGGAUUUGCAGGUUUUCUUCCGCUUCUGCGAUUUCCACCCUAGGGAUGACGACUACGAGACGAUAGCCAUGUCCACCAUGCAUACAGACAUUUCAAAGACCUCUUUGAAGCAAGCGAGCCCCAUUGCAUUUAAGAAAAUUAGUGACAGUGACGAUGAAAGACUAUAGCUCCCAAAGCUCCCGCUACAGAUUAUAUAGUUUCAGGGAUCAAGCACAAUGCUUUAAAGAAGUCAAUAUCUUCCCCUCUCCCUUACUGAGGAACUUUAAACUGUCACUUUCAUAUCUGUGGUUCAACUGCUGCUGGUCCCUACUCCCUUUUUGCUGCUUGUAAAAACCAGAGCAAAUCUAUCUAAUCCCUAAUAUAUAAUGAAAGUUGGGUCUAUUUCUGCUUGAAGCUCUCAUCAAAAGAAAGUUUUUGGCUCUUUUUCUUUGUGCAUUGAUACAUUUCUGUCUUUAGAUUUGUUAACUGUAUUUAUUUAAAAGAGUAUAUUUUAAUUGGGAAUGCAUACUAUUUCCUGGGGGGAGGUAAGGUGUUACCCCUUCUUUUCCCAGAUUUUAUCCUCCCUGCCCAAAGAAUACUUGCAGGUAUACCUGGAAAGACUGUAGCUCAGUGGUAGAAAAUAUAUUUUGCAUUGUAGAAGGUCCCAGGUAUCAAUCUGUGCCAUUUCCAAGUAGGAAUACUUCUGCCUGAAAUCUUGGAAAUCCUCUGCCAGUUAGUAUUGAAAAUACUUAGACAGAUGGGCCAGCUGUCUCAGCUUGAUAGCUAUCUAUAUUCCUAUGUAUCUGUUCCCCACACUAAGCAAUUAGAAAAAAAUGAAACCCCCUCUGCCCAAAUAUCAUUACUAUAGGAAUGGGGGAAAUAAAUGUUUUCAGAGGAAUGGUAGUAAAUGGGGUAGAUUACCAUGGACCCCUCCCCCACAUAAGACUCAAGCCUUUAGCAUAAACCCACUUCUAAACAGAAUCAGGCCAUUCUGCUUUGAGCAGCUGUUUUGCAGCAGAAUCCUAACCAUGUGUUAACUCAGAAGCAAGGAUUUCAGCCUUAGUUUUAGAAAAUACCUUCCUGUGUCAGAAGCAACAGACUGCCAUUGAAGUAUUACUCCAAAACCUGCAGAUUAUACUUAAAGUUACACGAAUUGCUAACUGCAUCUGAGUUAUUUAAAGGUGUGUGUAAUUCAAAAUGAAAAAUUAACAGGAUUGACGGAACUAAAUAGUCAGUUGUGGACCCUGUCCAACCUAGGAUUAGCACUUUAAGGCCCCAGUGUUAAGCACACAUGCAAGGGAGUAAAUCACCCUGGCUAAGCGGCACCUCUAGGUAAGGAUUGUUAGGAUUACACAUCACACCCAUUAGCAUCCAUGGGGUGUGAUGUGUAAUCCUAACUAUUAUAUUAAUAUCUAUACUGGUGAUAUUUGGUUACAUGCUUAACACCUUCUCUUGUAAAUCACUGGGUCUUAAAAUUGUGCAGCGCAUACACACAGUAACUUUGACAGCAGUAUCCACAAAUAUAUUUGACUGAGUUUUGUAUAGAAACUACCUGUACCCGUAUAUUUUGUCCCACUGGGUAACUAGCAGCUUAAAUGUCUGUGUGGGUGUUUAACUGGGAAAAUGAGGCAGGGAGCAAGGUUUAUCACUCCUGAGCCCAGUCCCACAGCCCUGAUUAGAGUCUCCUGACCCCACAGCUACCAUUAAAGUCCUUUUCUUUAAAACAAAAAAACAGAGCAGGAGUUCUGGUCCCAGGUCUCCUAAUGCCAUAUCUAGUUGUAUCCCAAAGGCAGCUCAAUUUACACAAAUGUACACAGGACCAAAGCACACUGAGAUGGUAAAUUAGGACUUAAGUCCUAAUUCUGAGGCGCCACAUUUGAUUAACUCAGUAUGCAGGCUGACUCACGACCUAAUAGGCAGUAUUAGCCACUGUUAUUGUUUCUAAGCAUCUCAGGUUAUUACAUAAAAUAUGUCCCAGUGACUUGAUACCAUUCAUAGUCAUUAGCCUAAUUCGGUAGCAUAAUUAUGCUUAUAGUCUGUGACCAGAUUUUCAUGGUUUAACCCUCUUGAAAGGUAGUGGCAGCGACUGCAUCCACUGUGAUUUCUGACUGAAAACUAACUUGAUUAUUUGAGGCUCUUCGUUGUCUGGCAGCUGUA
Molecule: messenger RNA, 3495 nt
Organism: Podarcis muralis (Common wall lizard)
Lineage: Eukaryota; Metazoa; Chordata; Lepidosauria; Squamata; Lacertidae
Gene: NPY1R
Product: neuropeptide Y receptor Y1
Biological process (GO): G protein-coupled receptor signaling pathway
Cellular component (GO): plasma membrane; neuron projection
Molecular function (GO): neuropeptide binding; neuropeptide Y receptor activity
Source: RefSeq, a predicted model, not a curated record